AUGGGCAGCUGGACAUUCACAGGCCCGCAGGGGCACCUGCUCACAUGCACGUACAUCCACCCCGCAUUUGACGACCGCAGGCACACCGCCGCAGCGUCCACCUGCACGCCCCUUGCGCACCAGACGCCUGGGGGCAGAGAUCUGGGCCGAACUGCGGGUGCAGCAGCCCCUGAUGCUGCGCUGAUUGUCUCCUCAAAGGACAGCGAUGGGGUACGAGUUGCUGACAGGCAGGCCAGCAAUGCUGCCGCCUCCGCGGCCCACACACUGGAGAGGCCGCUCCAAAAGGACCUCGCGGCCCUCAGUUCCUGCGUGGCCCUCCGCACUGGCUGGGCGUCAAGCGCUCCGCGCCCGGUGCGAUGCCCCCCCAGCAUGAGCGCAGCAGCGCACCCAGAGGAGGGCGCACGCCGCUGGUCGAUCGGGCAUGUGCUGAGGACGGCCGCCCUGGCCCUCUUCUUUGGUGGUGCCGCCUCCUUCACGCGGCGCAUCCUCGCGACGCUGCCCCCCGACUUCAUUGCGCGGUGGCGCAAGCUGCUGGCGGACCAGCCGGAGGACAGUGCGGCCCUGCUGGACAACCCGCAGCCGACGAUAAUCUACGACCGGCAUGGCACCGUGAUUGCCACCAUCGUGUCGGGGGGCAUCGGCACCACCAAGGAGGGCGGCGACGCGGACGCGCUGCUGCAGCCCAUCGAGAUCCCUACCGCCAUGUGGCAGGCCAUCGUGGCGCACGAGGACCGCCGCUUCUUUGACCACGAGGGCGUGGACAUCCGCGGCCUCUCGCGCGCCAUCAUCUCCCUGGGCCAGUCCGGCGGGGGGAGCACCAUCACGCAGCAGCUGGUGAAGAACGUGUUCUUGACCAACGAGCGCACGUGGUCGCGCAAGCUGGUGGAGAUCCUGCUGUCGCUCGUGAUUGAGAAGCAGAUGUCCAAGCUGGACAUCCUGCACCUCUACAUCAACAAGAUCUACUGGGGCCACGGUGUGUACGGCAUCAAGGCUGCGGCUGCGCUCUACUUUGGGAAGCACCCGUCCAUGCUCACCGUUGGCGAGUGCGCCAUGCUGGCCGGCAUUGUCCCCGCCCCAGAGCUCUACUCACCGCUGCGAGACCCCAGCCGGGGCAAGAAGUCGCAGGCGCGCGUGCUCAAGGCCAUGGUGGACGCGGGCUACCUGGACCUGCACACCUGCCAGCAGGAGGCGCGGGCGCCCAUCCACCUCUCCUCCGGCAAGGCAGCCGGGGCCGGGCCCUGGCGGGCGCCCUUCUUCAUCAGCGAGGUGCUGCACCAGCUGAAGCAGCAGUAUGGCGAGGCAGUGCUGCACGGGCGCGGGCUGCAGGUGACGACCACGCUGGACCUGCCGUGGCAGGAGGUCGCGGAGGCCGUCCUCAAGGAGGGCUGCGCCGAGUACGACGAGGAGCGCCUCGAGUUCGGCGAGCGCGACGUGGCGCGCAUCCGCGAGAAGCUCAAGCGAGCGGAGAACGAGCGCAUGCGCGGGCUGUACGAGACGGUCCUGGGCGACGCUGUGGCGGAGGUCAAGGCCGCGGGGCAGGCCAGGAUGGAGGGCGCCAUGGUGGUGAUGGACCAGCAGGACGGCGCAGUGCGCGUCCUCGUGGGCGGCCGCGACUACUACGAGAGCUCCUACAACAGGGCCACCGAGGCGGAGCGGCCGUCAGGGUCGACCUUCAAGCCCGUGGUCUACCUCACAGCUCUCGCCGAGGGAUACAAGGCGCGGCACCCGCUGGUGGACGAGCCGUACACCAUCGGCGGCUUCACCCCCGAGAACUUCGACCGCAAGUUCCGCGGCAAGGUCACGCUCGAGCAGGCGCUCGUCAAGUCCAUGAACGUGCCCACCGUCAAGCUCUGCGCCGAGGUCGGCAUCGACAAAGUCGUGCGCCUCGCCCGCGCGCUCGGCAUCGAGCGCCGCCUCCCGCACGAGCUCGCCGUCUCCCUCGGCAUGUGCGAGGUGACGCCCCUUCAGUUGGCCAACCUGUAUGCGACGAUUGCCAACGGCGGCACCGUCUUCCCGUCGUACCUCAUCACCAAGAUCAUCAACGCCAAGGGCCAGAUCGACUGGGAGCACAAGGUGGAGGCGUGCGGGCAGGCCGAGGUGGGCGAGAAGGCGAUGCCGGAGCUGCGCCGGCUGCUGCAGGCCGUCAUUGAGCGCGGCACCGGGCGGGCCGCCAAGAUUGGGCGCCCCGCGUGCGGCAAGACCGGCACCUCCGACGGCUUUCGCGACGUCUGGUUUGCCGGCUUCACCCCGCAGAUGACCGCCGUGGUGUGGCUGGGCUACGACAACAACUUCACCGUGGGGGGCACCCAUCCAGCCACGGGUGCCUCUCACGCGGCCCCGCUCUGGAAGCGCUUCAUGAUGAAGGUCCACGAGCGGAUGCCGGUGAUCCGCUUCGAGGACCACUUCAAGCACCAGCGCAGCUUUGCGGUAAUGGAGGCGGCCCCCCGCCUGCUGCGCGCCGCAGACGACGACGAGGAGGAUGAGCAGCCCGCACGGGCGGACCAGGCUGCGGUGUAUGCGCCGUUCGACCCGCGCGAGCCGGUGCCGUGGCGGCACGUGUGGGACUGGGAGGUGGCGAGCAGCCUGUGGUCGGAGCGCGAGCGCAUGGGGAGCUACGUGGCGCAGCGCGCGGCCAGCAUGAAAAGCCGCGGCCUAGCCGUGCCGCGCCUCGACGAGGAGCGCCCCUGGGACUUCUACGGCGAGACCGAGGCCGCCGACCAGGACGACGCCACCACCGCGCUGUGCGUCAUCGACCCCAUCGAGGCCCACGCGCAGCCCCCGCCUCCCGCCAGCUUCCCGGGCCUGGCGUGGCACGGCCGGCGACGGGGCCGGGGCAGCAGCGCGCGGCGCAUGAAGGAGGGGGAGCGCAGCCCGCUGAGCCCGCUGUUUGGGCGGCUGUACGAGAAGUGGGUGUGGGCGGAGCAGAACGUGCGCAGCAACGGGCGCGUGCCCAAGGACAUCCGCACCGUCGCCGAGUUCGAGGAGUGGCACGGCGCCAUGCUCGCGCAGCAGCCCGCCCACGCUGCGCACGAGCUCACCUUCAACUCCUGCGUCGACACGAGGCCGCUCCGCCUCGAGGCCCCCAACCCCCUCCUCAGCAGGCCCCCCGCCCUGCCGAGGUUCCCCGGCAUGGGUGCAGGGAGCGUGGCGCGCGGGGCAGGGCGGCCGCCGGUGCUGUCGUCGGGGUGGGCGCAGGACCCGUGGGAAGCGGAGCCCAGCAGCCCGCGGCGGCUGAGCAUCAGCCACAGCCGCAAGAAGAUCCGCGGCUGGGAGCCAGGGUCGCCGCGGCGCGGGGUCAGCCCGGCCGCCUCGCCGAGGGGCAGCCCGGGGAGGUCGCCCCCGGGCACACCCGCCCCGCACGAGGCGGCAGCGCAGCCCCCGAGCGGGCAGCUCAUUGCGGAAGCGGUGAAGCAGGUGAAGAGCCGGGAAGCGGCGGAGAAGCAGCGGGAGGAGGAGGAGCGGCGAGGCCGGCUGCCUCUGCUGCAGUUUGGGAGGCGGAGCAAGGCGCGCGCGCAGGAGGAGCCGGAGGAGGAGGGGGACGACUGGCGGGCCGUGAUGGAGGACAGCUUCGCGUCCAAGGUGGCCAACCGGUGGGGCACCGGCGAGGACGAGCCGGAGCCGUCGCCGGCGCACAUGUUCAGGCUGCCCAACGUGGGGCAGUCGUUCAACCUGGGGAGCCUGAACAACUGGAAAGAGCAGCUGCAAAGAGACAAAGAAGCGACCGAGACAACAUCCGAAGCCCAGGCACCUUCCAGGUUGCCUCCAAAGUUAGUCCAACAAAGCCCGGACUCUGAGGCAACUACUGCUUCCAAACUGCCCCAUCCGCCAACCUCAUUGACUCUGCCGUCACCUACCGAUAACGAAGCCCCCACUACCCAACUAUCUCCAAGAAGGUCGCGGAGGAGGUCGAGACGAAGGGUCAAAGUUGUAUAGGAAGCAAAUGCACCGUGUUUGGAUUGAGUGGGCCGGAAGUGGGUUGGCAACUUAAUAACAUGCAAUCAUGGUUGGAAGGAAAUUAAGUAACUUUGCAACGUGCUCUAAGGAUGGAUGCUUACCAUGUCAUAAAUCGCCGCACCCUAAUGAAACAAACCAACAAAAUGCUUUGUUCCUUUCUAAGGAGAAGAAUCUUCGGACAUUGCAGCAUCGGUUUCAAGCUUGGUUAUUGUACAUGGGUCGUGGUAAAUAAUCCUCAAC
This is a messenger RNA of Klebsormidium nitens, 4194 nucleotides long. The record is from the annotation of a GenBank genome assembly. NCBI's taxonomy places the organism in Eukaryota, Viridiplantae, Streptophyta, Klebsormidiophyceae, Klebsormidiales, Klebsormidiaceae.